AGUAAGCAUGCGUGUUUACGUCCUCCUUUAACUAAUCGAUUCUGUCUGCCAUGUGACCGCAUAACCCGCUCACAUGAGCGCCGAGUUGCAUGAUCCGCUUUAAGUUUUUUAAAGCCCGCUGAUACAGCUCGCAGCUGAGACAGGAGUUGCCAUGGCGAGUGGCGGCGAGCAGAAAGUGGUGCUGAUCACCGGCUGCUCCUCCGGGAUCGGACUGCGGAUCGCCGUGCUGCUGGCCAGAGACGAACAGAAGCGUUACCAUGUUAUUGCCACUAUGAGAGACCUGAGAAAGAAGGACCGGCUGGUGGAAGCGGCGGGUGACACGUAUGGAAAGACCUUGACACUGCUGUCUUUGGAUGUGUGCAGCGAUGAGUCAGUCAGGCAAUGUAUUGACAGUGUCAAGGACCGCCACAUCGACAUUCUCAUUAAUAAUGCAGGCGUGGGUUUGCUGGGCCCUGUGGAGAGCAUCAGCAUGGAUGAGAUGAAGAGAGUGUUUGAGACCAACUUCUUCGGAACUGUGCGCAUGAUAAAAGAGGUCAUGCCAGACAUGAAGAAGAGGCGAUCCGGCCACAUUAUCGUCAUGAGCAGCGUAAUGGGCCUGCAGGGUGUGGUAUUCAAUGAUGUCUACACGGCCUCUAAGUUCGCCAUAGAGGGCUUCUGUGAGAGUAUGGCUGUGCAGCUGCUGAAGUUUAAUGUGAAACUAUCUCUGAUUGAGCCAGGCCCAGUGCAUACAGAGGUUGAAACAAAGAUGAUGGAAGAGGGGGCCAAGAUGGAAUAUCCUGGAGCAGAUGCAGACACAGUCAGAUACUUCAAGGAUGUGUACAUACCAUCAUCCAUUGAUAUCUUUGAGGCAUUGGGACAAACCCCUGAGGACAUUGCUAAAUGUACCAAGAAAGUGAUUGAAUCCAGCCGACCCCGAUUCCGGAAUCUGACCAACAGCCUCUAUACGCCCAUUGUGGCCAUGAAAUACGCAGACGAGACCGGAGGACUCUCAGUGCACACUUUCUACAACCUGCUCUUUAACUUCGGCUCUCUAAUGCACAUCACCAUGAGCAUCCUCAAAUGCCUGACAUGCAGCUGCCUGCGCAGACGCACCAUUUCUCCUGACUGAAGAGGGCAGCAGUGAGACACACACACUCCCAAUUCCCUCAGUUUACAGCAGAACAGGACACAGCUCAAUGCAACAAACUGGAGAAUACAAUACCUCGAAGAAAUAAUCCACAUUAAAACACACAUGAAUAAUUUGGAUUUUUUGUGAACAACACAUAAUGUUUUACUAUAAUGCCAACACCUCUAUUCACCUAAUCAAGUGAGUUACUGUUAAAGCAGACAUUGUCUUUAAAGGAGUAAGUUAGUUUAAGUUAUUACCGUCAUUGUGAAUUUUGAAGCAUUUUGCGUUUACAAAAAAGAAAAACUGGUACGUCAAAAAAAAUCAAACCGUACACCAUAGCAGACCAUUCCAAAAACUAAUUGUGACGCUUAUGAUGGUCAUGAUUCAACUGAAAAAGAAUCACAUAGCUGCCUUUAUUUGUACUAAUGAUUUACAAGUAAAUGUCUGUUUAACUCUUUCCCCACCACUGACGGAAUUUUCCAGUAGGAGGCACUAUUACACAUCUUCUGAAAGAGUACUGAAAGUCUGGAUCAAAAUAUGGCUGGCAGAGACUAGUUUGGGAGUAGACAAGUCUGAAGCUCUUAGGGUAGAGGACUGACGCAUUGCUGUUGCCACGAGUUUUUUUGAGGACUGACUACCGAAGAGUCAAAAUAUAACAAACUUGGGAAGACUGAGGACGUUGAAGUUAAGGUAUUGUAAAUAUAGUACAUUUAGGUACUGCGAGGAACUUGGACUGGGAUUAUCGACCGAUGGCCUCUAUAGGUCUGGAACGAUACUCAGACAGUAAGAGUAAUAGUAUGGUUUGCAAUGAGGAAUAUGAGAGAAGAAUAAAUGAGUGGGAAAUCGUGGGAAAGAGAAAGAAUGGAAAAAGCCCGCAAAGGAAGAAAAAAAGAAACACCCAGCAUCGGAAAGUGAAGGAAGAGAAGAGAAAGAGAAAAUAACGUAAGAGGGUCAAAUGAAUGUAGUUGUUAGGCCGGAUUAAAUUAACAAAAAUCAUUAAAGGAUAGAUUGGAGAAGUGAAAUAUGCAAGGAUUCUAGGAGAUGGGCACUUGCUAAUUUGAAUGCAAUAAUAAAGUCCAAAUGGAAAAGGCUAGAAAACUGGCAAAUGUUGGAAAAGUUGAAGUCCUUAAGGUGGCUAGAGUUGGGGAAAAAAAAUCUGUGGAUGCAAGGGGGUGAUCUAUGGUGUUCCCAUUAAUGUUAAUGUAAGGGAACUAGUGGAAAACUUAAAAGUGAGAAAUGGCACAGUGAAAAGUAAGAAUAAUGACGAAAGGAGUAGAGAAAAGGAAACAGAAUCUGUACUAAUUGAAUUUGAGGGAAAAGCUCUGUUUUUAAAGGCCUAUUAAAAUGUUCAUUGUAAAAUGAAUAUUUGUUGUGCUUAUUUAUUUGAUUCUCAGUUAAAACAACAAUAUACAACAUUACUGUAAAUAAUACAAGCAAUACAACAUCUUUGGUAUUCUUUUAUCUGGGAAAAAAAGGUUAAUAGUGACAGUCAACAGAGAGCUUACAUAUCACUUAUAUAAAGCUUAAAUGAUCGGGAUCGGUAUCGGCCGAACAUGAUGACAAGAAAUCAGUAGUCCGUAUUGGCUGCAAAAAUCCUGGUCGGAGCACAGUGUAGCUUUCUGGGGAUGUGAAGUACUUAAAAAAGAGGUGGAGAUGCAGCAAAUAAGGCUAAACAAAAAGGUAUCAUAUGCUGAAGCAGUUCAUUUGGCUGGACAGGAAAAACAUAAUAAGAAGGGAAGAGGUA
Sinocyclocheilus anshuiensis is the source of this 2852-nucleotide messenger RNA. RefSeq names its product retinol dehydrogenase 8-like. NCBI's taxonomy places the organism in Eukaryota, Metazoa, Chordata, Actinopteri, Cypriniformes, Cyprinidae. Gene Ontology annotation, cellular component: cytoplasm; cytosol. Gene Ontology annotation, biological process: retinol metabolic process; estrogen biosynthetic process. The record is from RefSeq and is a predicted model, not a curated record. The transcript is spliced from 6 exons. Bases 152 to 1108 code for a protein of 318 amino acids. Gene Ontology annotation, molecular function: all-trans-retinol dehydrogenase (NAD+) activity; estradiol 17-beta-dehydrogenase [NAD(P)+] activity.